Molecule: messenger RNA, 525 nt
Organism: Stegodyphus dumicola
Lineage: Eukaryota; Metazoa; Arthropoda; Arachnida; Araneae; Eresidae
Source: RefSeq, a predicted model, not a curated record
AUGUUUUCAAAAGGUGAUCAGCGGUCCUGGCUUAAAAUCGAGGUUGCCCGUGGUAAAAAUGCAACAAAAUGUUAUCGAGGAUUAGUAGAAGCCUGUGGCACAAAUGCUUUACCGUAUAGGACAGUAGCACGAUGGGUUCAAGCAUUUCGUUCGGGUCGGCAUGAGACUGUGGAUUUGCAACGUACAGGUGGGCCCUCCAUUCCUCAAGGGCAGACUGACAUCCUGAGCGGUCUCCUUACCGUAGACCGUCGAUGGACUGUCCGAGAAUUAUCCUUAGAAAUUGGUCCGAGUCAUCAAAUGGUGUGGCGCAUAAUGAAGAAAUCUCUCAACAUGAGGAAAAUUGCUUCCCGCUGGAUUCCACAUCGACUAACCGAAGUACAGAAAUGGCACCUGUAUGCACUGGCUGGCACCCACUUGGAGAGAUACCGCAAUGAUAGAGACGCAUUUCUGCAGCGUAUUGUCGCCAUUGAUGAGACACAGGCACGAGCCUAUGAGCCUGAAUUAAAGCGUCAAUCAAAUGAAUGA